AUGUUGAGAGUGGCCGGAAGGAGGUUGACUUCUCUCUCGUGGCGGUCGGGUCAGCUAUCCCCGGCUGCCUCUUACGUAAGCAGAAAUCCAAUUAAUGGCAUCGAUUCUUGCGAUAAUUCCACCAGAUCCGUCUCCUCUCCCCACCAUUUAUCCCCUACUUCCGCUUUCCUCCAUCAAAUUGUGGGGUUUUCUUCCGGUUCGAUUGCCCCAGCAGCACAUGAGAUGGGUUUAAUCUCAGAUUUACCAGCCACAGUGGCAGCUAUCAAGAAUCCUAGUCCAAAGAUUGCCUAUGAUGAGCACAACCAUGAGCGUUAUCCACCUGGCGACCCCAGCAAACGUGCAUUUGCUUACUUUGUUUUGACUGGAGGCAGGUUUGUGUAUGCCUCAUUGCUCCGUCUCCUGGUUCUUAAAUUUGUGUUGAGCAUGUCUGCCAGUAAAGAUGUUCUUGCUCUUGCCUCCCUUGAGGUUGACCUAUCCAGCAUUGAACCGGGGACAACUGUCACUGUCAAGUGGCGUGGGAAGCCAGUUUUCAUCAGACAUCGAACUGAAGAGGACAUCAAAUUGGCCAACAGUGUUGAUGUUGGUUCCCUUCGUGAUCCACAGGAGGAUGCUGUCAGGGUUAAGAAUCCUGAAUGGCUUGUGGUGGUUGGGGUUUGCACCCAUCUGGGGUGCAUCCCACUACCAAAUGCUGGUGAUUUUGGUGGUUGGUUUUGUCCGUGCCAUGGUUCCCAUUAUGACAUCUCUGGAAGGAUUCGUAAAGGACCUGCACCAUUUAAUUUGGAGGUGCCCACUUACAGCUUCUUGGAAGAGAAUAAGUUGAUGAUUGGAUGA
This is a messenger RNA of Fraxinus pennsylvanica, 831 nucleotides long. The record is from the annotation of a GenBank genome assembly. Lineage: Eukaryota; Viridiplantae; Streptophyta; Magnoliopsida; Lamiales; Oleaceae.